Messenger RNA from Racocetra persica, 414 nucleotides. NCBI's taxonomy places the organism in Eukaryota, Fungi, Glomeromycota, Glomeromycetes, Diversisporales, Gigasporaceae. The record is from the annotation of a GenBank genome assembly.
AAUCCUCUUGAUAUGCAUAAAUGUAGCGUACGAAUAACUACUGAAGUUAUGCUCUCUGAAGUAGAUACAGACUUACCUAUGCAUAUGAUUAUUAGUGAGGCACGUGAUUUGGCAAUUUUAAAUCGUCGAGCUAACAAAAACACAACCAAAGAAGUUAAAAUGAAGCUUCUUGCACCUCAUAAUGGUGCUUCACCAAAUGAACUACAAAAGUUAUAUAACAAUCAAAGAAUUGCUAAUCAUUAUCGAUAUCCAAUUGCUAUUGCAUUUAAGGUUGUAGGUAGAAGCAGAAGUAAAGAGGAAGCUAUAGAGCUUGGUCAUGCUUAUGAAUUAUUUAUUAGAACUCUACCACUUUCAGAAAUUACUAAAGAAUGUUUGUGCAAUAAUAUAUUUGCUAAUUGGUUAUCUGAAGAAUAG